UCCACCGAACUGAAAAAGCUGUACUGCCAGAUCGCCAAGACAUGUCCCAUCCAGAUCAAAGUGAUGACCCCGCCGCCUCAGGGAGCUGUCAUCAGGGCUAUGCCAGUCUACAAGAAAGCUGAACAUGUCACUGAAGUGGUCAAACGCUGCCCAAACCAUGAGCUGAGCCGGGAGUUCAACGAGGGGCAGAUUGCACCUCCCAGCCACCUGAUCCGGGUGGAAGUGGAAGGGACCAGCCAUGCCCAGUAUGUAGAAGACCCCAUUACUGGGAGGCAGAGUGUACUGGUCCCCUAUGAGCCGCCCCAGGUCGGUACGGAGUUCACAACAGUCUUGUACAACUUCAUGUGUAACAGUAGCUGCGUGGGAGGGAUGAACCGUCGCCCGAUCCUCAUCAUUGUGACACUGGAAACCAGAGAUGGGCAAGUCUUGGGCCGCCGAUGUUUCGAAGCCCGCAUUUGCGCUUGCCCAGGCAGAGAUCGCAAAGCAGAUGAGGACAGCAUCCGCAAGCAGCAAGUCUCUGACAGCACAAAGAAUGGUGAUGGUACGAAGCGCCCUUUUCGACAAGGAACUCAUGGCAUACAGAUGACAUCUAUCAAAAAAAGACGUUCCCCAGAUGAUGAGCUCUUAUACUUGCCGGUGAGGGGACGGGAGACAUACGAAAUGCUACUAAAGAUCAAAGAGUCCCUGGAACUAAUGCAGUACCUUCCCCAGCACACGAUUGAGACCUACCGGCAGCAGCAGCAGCAGCAGCACCAGCACUUGCUCCAGAAGCAGACCUCCAUGCAGUCGCAGUCAUCCUAUGGCUCCAACUCUCCACCACUCAGCAAAAUGAACAGCAUGAACAAGCUGCCCUCGGUCAGCCAGCUAAUUAACCCCCAGCAGCGCAAUGCCCUGACCCCAACCACCAUACCUGACGGCAUGGGAACCAACAUUCCCAUGAUGGGCACCCACAUGGCCAUGACCGGCGACAUGAAUGGCCUCAGCCCCACUCAGGCGCUGCCUCCUCCCCUCUCCAUGCCUUCAACGUCCCACUGUACCCCCCCUCCUCCGUACCCCACAGACUGCAGCAUCGUCAGCUUCUUAGCGAGGUUGGGCUGCUCAUCCUGUGUGGAUUAUUUCACGACCCAGGGGCUGACCACCAUCUAUCAGAUUGAGCAUUACUCCAUGGAUGAUCUGGUGAGCCUCAAGAUCCCGGAGCAGUUCCGCCAUGCCAUCUGGAAGGGCAUCCUGGACCACCGGCAGCUCCAUGACUUCUCCUCCCCUCCCCACCUCCUGCGCACCCCCAGUGGCGCCUCCACUGUCAGCGUGGGCUCCAGUGAAACCCGGGGGGAGCGGGUCAUCGAUGCGGUCCGCUUCACACUCCGGCAGACCAUUUCCUUCCCGCCCCGCGAUGAGUGGAACGACUUCAACUUCGAUAUGGAUGCCCGGCGCAACAAACAGCAACGCAUCAAGGAGGAAGGGGAGUGAGCUCCGCGGACCCUGCUCCACCCUGCCUCAGCCACAAACUGCUCAGCCCUUCAUUUGUCUUCCUUCUGCUUGGUAUUGCACCCCUGGACGAAGGGCGGAGGGAGCCUUCUUGCUCACUCAUGCUAGUUAUGCUCUUGAUGCUGUCUAGGUCAUACUCCUGGACCGCAACCUCCACCCCAGCUCUUGCAAAGGGGAAGAGCUGAGCAAAGGGGGAAGGCGGGUGGUAUUUCCUUGAAAGCUGUUGACCUUCUCGAGAAGGCAUUGUUCUUGUUUCGUGUUUUCCUUUGGGGAGAGGGCUUCUUUUCUCGACUUUUGAAUCCUCACACACCUUGUGGGUGUCUUGACCUGCAAACUUGUCUCUCUCAUCCAGUGAUCCUACUCUGAAAAGCAGGAAAGUUAAAAUAAAUUUUUAAAAA
Molecule: messenger RNA, 1883 nt
Organism: Pelecanus crispus (Dalmatian pelican)
Lineage: Eukaryota; Metazoa; Chordata; Aves; Pelecaniformes; Pelecanidae
Source: RefSeq, a predicted model, not a curated record